AUGACGGAAGAGUUCGAGAAGUUUCUUCUGCUAUUCUCCGGCUGGCCAGCGCCCGCGUUGGUGCUGAUUGUCAUCGUAUUCUGCAAACUCCUUACUGAGUUCGCCUGCAACUCCUGCGUGGCGCACGUUAUGCUUCCGCAUAUUGCUAAAUUGAGUGUAAUGUCAAAAGUAAAUCCUCACUAUCUGAUGUUGGCAGCAACGCUCUCUACAUCUCUUCCCUUCCACUUGAUGACUGGCACGCCAGCUAAUGCCAUGGUAUUGGCGUACGUUCACGUUCCGCCAAGGAAUAUGUUACGUGCCGGCAUCGGACCUUCGAUUAUAGCAGUGAUAGUAAUAUGGUUCACAGUGACGAUGUGGUCCAAAGCCAUAUGGACCGAGAUCAACUUGUUCCUAAAAUGGGCAGACAUGAAUACACUAGCAUAA
Molecule: messenger RNA, 423 nt
Organism: Parnassius apollo (apollo)
Lineage: Eukaryota; Metazoa; Arthropoda; Insecta; Lepidoptera; Papilionidae
Source: the annotation of a GenBank genome assembly